Molecule: messenger RNA, 1065 nt
Organism: Epithele typhae
Lineage: Eukaryota; Fungi; Basidiomycota; Agaricomycetes; Polyporales; Epitheliaceae
Product: terpenoid synthase
Exons: 6
Coding region: 1-1065 (354 amino acids)
Source: RefSeq, a predicted model, not a curated record
AUGCCCGUGGCCAUGGUCCUCCCAGCUCCUCUUGCUGCCGCCGGCAAGCCCGCCCAGUUCGCCCUCCCCGACCUCGUGGGCCACUGCACCUUCCCGCUCACCUACCACCCCGCCGGGGACGCGACCGCCGCCGCGUCCGUCGCGUGGCUCGCGUCCUCCUCGCCCGAGAUUGCGGGCUCCCCGCGCGCCCUCCGCGCCCUCCACGGACUCCGCGCCGGCGAGCUCACUGCGAUGUGCUACCCAACGUGCGCGCCUGAGCGGCUCCGAGUCGUCAGCGACUUCAUGUACUUCCUCUUCCGGCUCGACGACAUCUCGGACGGGAUGGUCCGCGCGGGCACGCAGGCGCUCGCGGACGCCGUCAUGAACGCGCUCUGGUUCCCGGACCGGUUCUUGCCGACCGAGAGGGAGUUCUGGGUGCGCUGCACGCGAGACGCAAAGCCGGGUCCGCAGGCGCGCUUCAAGGAGCACCUCGAGCUCUUCUUCGAAGCCGUCCACCAGCAGGCGCGAGACAGGGAUGCAGGUUCGAUCCCCGACCUCGAAUCGUACAUAAAUGUCAGACGCGACACUAGCGGCUGUAGGCCGGUGUUCGACCUCAUCGAGUACGCGGCGGACAUCGACCUGCCCGAGUGUGUGGUCGCGCAUCCGACCAUCAGGGCCCUGAGCGACGGCGCGAACGAUCUCGUCACGUGCGCGCAGGACAUCUUUUCCUACAACAAGGAACAGGCUCGCGGCGACACGCACAAUAUGAUUGUGAUCCUCAUGAAGCUCCGCGGGUGCGACCUCCAGACCGCGGUGGACUCCGUCGGGGACCUCUGCCGGCAGACCAUCGACGCAUUCGUGGCGAACCAGCGCGCGCUGCCGUCCUUCGGCCCCAAGAUCGACCGCGAUGUCGCGCUCUACGUCCGCGGGCUGCAGGACUGGAUCGUGGGCUCGCUCCACUGGUCGUUCGAGUCCGAGCGGUACUUCGGCAAGUCGGGGGCGAAGGUGAAAAAGCUGGGGAUCGUGAAGCUGCUCCCGCGCCGCGACUCGCGGCCCGCGAUCCUCUACUUCACACUUUCUAGUUAG